AUGGAUUACUCUAAGAAACAAUAUUGCAAAAUCAAAAAUGAGUUAAGAGGAUAAAUUAUUCACAAGAUUCUAAAUGAAAAAAAAUCCUUAAUGGAAGUGGCAUAAGAGUACAACAUCUUAUAGUCUACUUGUAAAUCGAUAAUAAACACUUUUUAGAGAGAGGGUAGAGUGGGGAAAAAGCCAAGUAGAACCAGAAAAAUUCGAAAACUAACAAGGACAUAUGAAAUUGUAUUAAAUCCAAUAUAUCCUUUGAUGUCAACAGUUCUUUCAUCAUAAAAAACAGAAAAUUGUAUAGAAAAUUCAAAUAUAGGAUAAAAAGAAAAAACUAAUUAAAACGAGAAAUUUACUGAAGAAAUAGAGCUCAACAAUUUCUGUCUGAUUUAACAAUGGUGCGAAGGGAUUCAAAAAUAACUAAUUUUACUAUCUAAUUCAAAUCAAGUCUUUCAAAGUCCGAUGAAUUUGACACAGAAAUGA
Molecule: messenger RNA, 474 nt
Organism: Paramecium tetraurelia
Lineage: Eukaryota; Ciliophora; Oligohymenophorea; Peniculida; Parameciidae
Exons: 2
Source: RefSeq, a predicted model, not a curated record